This is a messenger RNA of Epinephelus lanceolatus (giant grouper), 1419 nucleotides long. RefSeq names its product 5-hydroxytryptamine receptor 3A-like. Gene Ontology annotation, biological process: monoatomic ion transmembrane transport. Gene Ontology annotation, cellular component: postsynaptic membrane. NCBI's taxonomy places the organism in Eukaryota, Metazoa, Chordata, Actinopteri, Perciformes, Serranidae. Gene Ontology annotation, molecular function: transmembrane signaling receptor activity; extracellular ligand-gated monoatomic ion channel activity. The record is from RefSeq and is a predicted model, not a curated record.
AUGGCACCCAAGGAUACUACUCUGAAGUGUCUCCCUCCGUCAGUCAGGCUCAUAAUGGUCAUGUUUCUCAUUCUUAUACCAGCUGCAGGCAGUGCCAGACAGGUGAACUGCUCUCAGCCAAACCAACCCGCCCUGCUGGAGGCUCUGACUCCGAUCUUUAACCUGAGCGCCAUACGACCAGUCAUGAACAUGACAACCCGUACCACUGUCAUGACAUAUUUCACCCUGUAUGGGAUACUGGGAGUGGAUGAAAAGGCUCAACUCUUGAACACAUACCUUUGGCUACAUUAUUGGUGGAUGAACGAGUUUGUCAGCUGGGACCCAAGCCAGUGUGGCAACGACAGGAUUACUCUCCCAAGAAAAAAGUUUUGGGUGCCAGAUAUUGUAAUCAAUGAAUUUAUGGAUGAAAACACAGCCCCGUUUGUCCCAUAUGUGUACCUGUAUAGCGAUGGUAGGGUGCACGAUGCUCAACCGGUCAAAGUUGUCAGCUCCUGUAACCUCGAUAUCUACACGUUCCCCUUCGAUAUACAGAACUGCACUUUGACUUUCAACUCCUACAUCCACCUCGCAAUGGACAUAAAGAUUAAGCUGGGGAGGGCUGCAGAUCACAUCACAGAGCACUCCAAGAAUGUGAUGACCACCAUGGGGGAGUGGGAGCUGCUGGAAAUUACUGCCCACAAACAAAACCAAGGAAAUGAUGAUGGCGCUUACGUAGACGAGCUUGCAUUUCAUAUCAGAGUGAGGCGCCGUGCUACCCUGUACGUGGUGAACCUCCUGAUCCCCAGCUGCUUCCUCAUCACAGUGGAUCUCUUCAGCUUCCUGCUGCCUCCCCACAGUGUGGACCGUUCCUCCUUCAAGAUGACCCUCAUCCUGGGCUACACCGUCUUCCUGCUCAUCAUGACCGACCUGCUGCCUAUCACCGGAAACACCAUACCUCUCAUAAAUGUGUUCUUCUCCAUCUGCUUGGCUCUGAUGGUGGCCAGCCUACUGGAGACUAUCCUCAUCACCAACCUGCUGUAUGGCGCGGAUGACUUCCCUCCCACCCCUCGCUGGAUCCAAGUGUUUGUUCUGCAAAUUCUGGGCCGUCUCGUUUGCCUGACUUGGAAGAGUCAAGGACCAAAAGAUUCAGACAGGAAACCCAGCGCUGUGGUGGCACAGCGAAAAGCUGAUGAUGUACUUCCGUUGGAGAAGGGGCCAGCGGUGGAGGACAGUGCGGUUCAGGAGCUGAGGAUCCUGGGCAGGGACCUCCAGGCCAUCCGCCUCCAGGUGGAGAAGCAGCUGGUUCGAAGCCACAGCUCAGAGGAGUGGAUCCAGGUGGGUUUCAUCAUAGACCGCCUGCUGUUCGGCCUCUACAUCCUCUUCAUAUCAGUCAGCUUCAUAACCAUCAUCAUUAUCUGGGUGAAGUCAUACAAUCAGUAG